GACACGGAUUUUUACGUUAUUUGUUUUCUUUCUUUUCUGAGGCAUGGGACUGGAACGACACCAAGUGACGAACGACCUUGAGUCUGCAUGAGUUAUGUAUAUACAGACCAUCUGUAUCUUUAUCACACCAGCAUCUCCUUGCAUGAGCGACGUGAGCACAAAUACAAUGCUGCAACCUCUCUUUUCCACUCAUUCUUUCAGAGUAUGAUGAUGCUGUAUGACACAUGGCUUUCUUCAAUGCAUCUCUAUUACUUUAAUUUUUUUUUAUUUAUUUAUUAGUUGUUUCUUCCCCUGGAUGCAUAUGAGAUCAUAUCCGAUGUGGACCGAAUGGGGUGAUGAGAUCAUGGCCGAACCCCUUGCAUUCUCUCUGGUCGAUUCAAGAUUUGAGUCUCUCGCCAAAGAUGAUCCACGGAGAUUUCAAGCCACCGGACCACCGUUCCAGGCCCAUCGGAGCAACAGCCACAAUGGCGCUGUGUUGGGCGAUGCAAGGAGGGGCAACCGGCGUGUGACCUCAUCAGCCGCCCGUCGAUCAUUCCACGCUUUUUCCUCUUCUUCUCCUCUUCCCCUCGUCCUUUUUUCAUCGCGACAUUUGGCCCUCUGGUCCUGAAUUUGGCUCCCCUGACUUUUUGCUUGAUCCGACUAGUCUGACUCCGCGCUUCCGGCCUCCACUGCGCCCGCUCUCUGCAGGCUUCGGUCUUUUU
This is a messenger RNA of Aspergillus steynii IBT 23096, 701 nucleotides long. RefSeq lists its product as uncharacterized. NCBI's taxonomy places the organism in Eukaryota, Fungi, Ascomycota, Eurotiomycetes, Eurotiales, Aspergillaceae. The transcript has 2 exons. The coding region runs from base 218 to 607 and encodes 129 amino acids. The record is from RefSeq and is a predicted model, not a curated record.